Cercocebus atys (sooty mangabey) is the source of this 2484-nucleotide messenger RNA. It is a transcript of the gene MPHOSPH10, whose product is annotated as M-phase phosphoprotein 10 (U3 small nucleolar ribonucleoprotein). Bases 354 to 2399 code for a protein of 681 amino acids. The transcript has 11 exons. Gene Ontology annotation, biological process: rRNA processing. NCBI's taxonomy places the organism in Eukaryota, Metazoa, Chordata, Mammalia, Primates, Cercopithecidae. Gene Ontology annotation, cellular component: sno(s)RNA-containing ribonucleoprotein complex; nucleus; Mpp10 complex. The record is from RefSeq and is a predicted model, not a curated record.
AGGGGCGCGGCGAAGGGCGCUGCUUUCCUGCUUCAACACGCCUACUUUAGCUAAAACAGAAACUUAAAGCCAGGACGGGUCACCCUUUGUGGGCCCCUGAAAAAUACAAAACGAAGUUUCGAGAGAGUUCAAAGGCGUUUGGACCGACCAUGGCGAUUUUAGAUUUCCGGGCCCCUGCAGAAGCGAAAGCGCUCGCGGUGCCAUUGGCUCUGGCUGAGGGCGAGUCCGGAACCUGUGCGCAGCGGAACUUUCGGCUCUGACAUCCACGUUGCGCUACGCGCCUGUUUGCCGAGCGGUUUCCGGGCGGCUCCCUUCCCUUGCAUGCGGCAUUGUGUCGGGAGUUGCUGACAGCCAUGGCCCCGCGGGUCUGGCGUCGACGGACCCUGGAGCGGUGUCUGGCAGAAGUCGGCAAAGCCACGGGUCGGCCCGAGUGCUUCCUCACGAUUCAAGAUGGAUUGGCAUCAAAGUUCACUUCUUUAACAAAAGUGCUUUAUGACUUUAAUAAAAUAUUAGAGAAUGGUAGGAUCCAUGGAAGCCGCUUGCAAAAACUUGUGAUAGAAAAUUUUGAUGAUGAGCAGAUUUGGCAACAACUGGAAUUGCAAAAUGAACCAAUUUUACAAUACUUUCAGAAUGCAGUUAGUGAAACAAUUAAUGAUGAAGACAUCAGUCUUCUCCCAGAGAGUGAAGAACAGGAACGUGAAGAGGAUGGUUCAGAGAUAGAGGCUGAUGACCAGGAGGACCUAGAAGAUUUAGAAGAGGAGGAAGAAGUGUCAGACGUGGGUGAUGAUGAUCCUGAAGUGGGUGAGAGAACUAAAAACUCGAGCAAAUCUGGUCUGAGGAAAAGCCCAGUUUUCAGUGAUGAGGAUUCUGACCUUGACUUUGAUAUCAGCAAAUUGGAACAGCAGAGCAAGGUGCAACACAAAGGACAUGGGAAACCUAGAGAAAAGUCCGUAGUAGAUGAUAAAUUCUUCAAACUCUCCGAAAUGGAGGCCUAUUUAGAAAACAUAGAAAAAGAAGAGGAACGAAAAGAUGAUGAUGAUGAGGAGGAAGAUAUUGAUUUUUUUGAAGAUAUUGAUUCUGAUGAAGAUGAAGGGGGACUGUUUGGAAGUAAAAAACUUAAGUCAGGUAAAAGUUCCAGAAAUCUGAAAUACGAAGAUUUUUUUGAUCCAGUUGAAAGUGAUGAAGACACAACAAGUGUUCAUGAUGAUGAGCUGGAUUCAAACAAAGAUGAUGAUGAAAUUGCUGAAGAGGAAGCAGAAGAACUAAAUAUUUCGGAAACGGAUGAAGAUGAUGACCUUGAAGAAAAUGAAGACGAUAAACAACAUAAAGAAAGCUUGAAAAGAGUGACCUUUGCUUUACCAGAUGACGAGGAAACUGAAGAUACAGGUGUUUUAAAUGUAAAGAAAAAUUCUGAUGAAGUUAAAUCCUCUUUUGAAAAAAGGCAGGAAAAGAUGAAUGAAAAAAUUGCAUGUUUAGAAAAAGAGUUGUUAGAAAAAAAGCCGUGGCAGCUUCAGGGGGAAGUGACAGCACAGAAGAGGCCAGAGAACAGCCUCUUGGAGGAGACCCUGCACUUUGACCAUGCUGUCCGGAUGGCACCUGUGAUUACAGAGGAAACCACCCUUCAACUGGAAGAUAUCAUUAAACAGAGGAUAAGAGAUCAGGCUUGGGAUGAUGUAGUACGUAAAGAAAAACCUAAAGAGGAUGCAUAUGAAUAUAAAAAGCGUUUAACCUUAGACCAUGAGAAGAGUAAAUUGAGCCUUGCUGAAAUUUAUGAACAGGAGUACAUCAAACUCAACCAGCAAAAAACAGCAGAAGAAGAAAAUCCAGAGCAUGUAGAAAUUCAGAAGAUGAUGGAUUCCCUCUUCUUAAAAUUGGAUGCCCUCUCAAACUUCCACUUUAUCCCUAAACCGCCUGUACCAGAGAUUAAAGUUGUGUCAAAUCUGCCAGCCAUAACCAUGGAGGAAGUAGCCCCAGUGAGUGUUAGUGAUGCAGCUCUCCUGGCCCCAGAGGAGAUCAAGGAGAAAAAUAAAGCUGGAGAUAUAAAAACAGCUGCUGAAAAAACAGCUACAGACAAGAAACGAGAGCGAAGGAAAAAGAAAUAUCAAAAGCGUAUGAAAAUAAAAGAAAAGGAGAAGCGGAGAAAACUGCUUGAAAAGAGCAGUGUAGAUCAAGCAGGGAAAUACAGCAAAGCAGUAGCUUCGGAGAAGUUAAAACAGCUGACCAAAACUGGCAAAGCUUCCUUCAUAAAGGAUGAAGGUAAAGACAAAGCCUUAAAGUCCUCUCAAGCAUUCUUUUCUAAAUUACAAGAUCAAGUAAAAAUGCAAAUCAAUGAUGCAAAGAAAGCAGAAAAGAAAAAGAAGAAAAGACAGGAUAUUUCUGUUCAUAAAUUAAAACUGUAAUAUAUUUUGAAUAUAAUGUAAAUAUUAAUGUGUAAGCUUAUGUUGUGUCAUUGUUCUGUUUUAUAAUACAAUUCUUGAGAACCUU